This is a messenger RNA of Falco peregrinus (peregrine falcon), 6895 nucleotides long. RefSeq names its product transmembrane protein 237 (gene TMEM237). Gene Ontology annotation, biological process: cilium assembly. The transcript is spliced from 10 exons. The coding region runs from base 3012 to 4169 and encodes 385 amino acids. The record is from RefSeq and is a predicted model, not a curated record. Gene Ontology annotation, cellular component: ciliary transition zone. Lineage: Eukaryota; Metazoa; Chordata; Aves; Falconiformes; Falconidae.
UUCACAUUUCAGUUGCUUUAUAGAAGGCAGCAAAAUAGAGAGGUAGUGCAGAGCGCAGAUGUACCACUGUGCAGGUAGCAAAUGCUGUAUAAAAGGUGGAAAUUUUUUUGCCUUUUUUUUUAGUUUCUAGUUUUGGGUUUGUUGUUUGUGGGUUGGGUUUUUUGGUGUGGUUUUGUUUUUUUUUAGUUUUUAGGGGUUUUUUUAGUUUUUUGACAUACCAACCGUCCUAAACAUUUGAUAAUUACUGCCACAAGAAUGUCGGAAACAAUAAGAGUAAUGAGCUCUGAGCUUUAUCAGCAUUUGUUUUCCCUGCCGGUGUAGGGGAGCAGGGUGCCCCGUGGUGGCUGCUCCCUACCUGGGUGAGUGGCACUUGCUGCCAGUCUUCAGCAUGGCCAAAAUCCAAGUGAGAGGUUUGAGGCUUAAUCCUGCAACGCUUCCUUGCAGGAGGUGGCUCAUUCAUUUUGGGUAAACAAACCUAAGUAGAAGUUCCUCGCUGGAACUGGUACCAGCAUAUGGAGUUACGGGGUUUCAGUACGAGGAGCCUUUGCUGCCAUAGAAUGAGCGGCUGUUGCUGCAAACUGGAGCGAUGCUGGGCCCUAACCCAGGGGCAGGAAGGUUCACAUCCAGCUAAUCCUGGCUGCUGGAAGCUUAUUUUUAGUUCAGAAUUAGCUGAGGUUCAGCGUGAGGGAGUAUAGACCGCUUCACAGUGCCUCUUUCAGGGAACACCUUCAAACGAAAUGGGAAAGAAACAAGUGGUAAGUUUGUGGACGCUUGAGUCUUAUCAGUCUUAUAGCCUUUUUCAUUGCUGCUAUCAGCUGAAUUUUUGGAACCCGGGAGAUGUUUGUUCAUGUAUAUUCUUUUGAUAUAAUUACAUAAUAAAAAAUCUGAAAGUAAGCUGCCUUCCUUUUUCUCCAUAAGAGAAAGUACACGAGCUCAGUUUCAGGUUGUUAACAGGAGAUACUUAUUUUUAGAUUUUAGUUGUGUUUGACUUCCUGGUAAAUAUUUUCAAAAUUGUAUAAAAGUUACUAUUUUGUCGUAUUUAAAAGUCUUUUUCAUAAAUGAGCUUCCUUUUAUUGUUUUUCCUGUUGUUUUGAGUUUACAAUUUCAUUAAUAGAAAAUACUCUGCUCACACUGUAUACUGUGCAAGUAUAUUGAACACAUAAAUUAUUGCAGCAUUUUGAUACUUAAAUAGGAUGACUGCCAAACUUUCCAAUGAAAGCAGUACCUUAUAUGGAAAGUGAAAAUUUUUCAAGUGAAGUUGAAAUGCAAGCUGUGCGUCACACACAGCUGUUAGGUAUGUGUCCCUAACGCAGCAUCGUCAGAACUCUGGUAAAAGUGUAUUAUUUCUGCGUCUUUUGCACAUUACUUUUGCUUUUAUUUUCUCCUUUUAUUUCAUCUCCAUCAGGAGUCUUUAGCUAUUUAAGAGGCAUACAAAGCAAAACAUACUUUGUGUGUUCUGACCGUAUCUGAAAAUAGCUGUUUUCUGAGAGGUGGUUUCACACCAGCAGAAGUUGACUUUUGUCUCUCUUGUCCUUCAGUGCCCACCUCGUGCCCUCCCUCCAGUGCCAAGGUAAAACCAGUUCAUUUUGUGGAAUUAAUCAUGGUUCUGUACUGCAUGGUUUCUGUACUUUUAAAAGCAAUGAAAUUAAGAGAAAUAAGUUUAAUAAACAUCUGAGUAGCCAUAAUAGCUUUAAAAAUAAUUGCUUUUCUUGCCAGUUUAUUGUCCCAGAACGCCUUACAAGGAAUACAAAGCAUUUUAAAGUUUUACAGAGGCUGAGAAAUUUUACUGUGUUACUUCAGUUUUAAUAGUCUUGAGAGAUAAACCCUUCAGAAAGUUUCAAACAAAUAACUGUUCUAGUUUUGUUAACAUCUACUGUGGUUUUGUUGAUGCCCUUCUUUUGAAUCUCUUCUGUCUCUUUUUGUUUUGUUUCAUGUCCCUUAUUUUAUUUGACUCAAAUCCUUCAGAACAGGAAUUUCUGAAAUUAGACUAGUUAUUCUUGAAUUAUGGGUAUAGGUGUCUACUAGUUUGACAUAGUGAAAGGAAAAAAUUGGGGUUUUUUUUGGGUGUGGAAGGAAAGGCAACAGUGUAGUUUUUAUGACAUAGUACUUCAGAAUUAAUGCAAAGUAAGUGUUUCCUAAGAGCAAAUGUGAUGCUUGUGACUGACAACAUACAAAGAUAGUGUCUUUUUAGUAAUGUGUGUGCUCAAAUGUUUCAUAACUUUUGUUGGUUUGUUACAUAUCAGGCAGUAAGACAAGUUUUAAUUAGCCAGGUGAUUAAAGCUUUAAACCUGAUCCACAGCUAGCCAAUCAAGAAAGGUAGUCAUACAAAGCAUUGAGUCUUAAUGAUUUAUUCAUACCCUGAAGUUACACACAACUGCUCAUAAAGAGAAGUAGGAGUAGGGAUAAGAAAAUUAAUCACCAAAGCAGCAGUGUGAAUUUUGCCAUUGUGAAUGGUAAUUGAUUCAAAAUUUACUUUCUUCUUAUCUUUGUUCCUUUCACACUGCUCUUCAACACCUUUUCUCCUUAAAUGUGAAGUGGAAACCAAGGUGAGUUAUUCUGGCAUUAAAGAGAAUUUUAAACAGUGGUAGUUCCUUUUGGUGUCACUUCAUCCUGUCUUUAAAGAAAGAGCCUUAUACUUUUCCUAAAUGCAGGCUGAUUAUUUAAACUGCAUGGAUACCUGUGCUGCCAUUGCUGGAACCGUCUGUUGCCUUUGUUCUUUUUACUGUUUGCUAUUUCCAUACUGAAUCAGCGUGACUGAAAAGUCACUGUGCUCUAAAUAAAAGUUUAUUCUUCAGAGCAUUAUUCAGGGCAUUUUAGUUCUUCACUUAACACGCAUGCAUGUGCAUAUUACUUAUCCUGUUCUGCCAUCUUACGUACUCCUUCUGCUUGUGUGAACUGGUGAAUUGUCAUCUUACCUGUAAAAGGUGAAGGAUGUCUUCACUUGUAAAAAGGAGUCCCGUUCUUAACUAGCAAUAGAAUGGCUGUUAAGAAAAGGGAAUGGAGGUUUCUGCAUGCUGUGCACCUAUACGUCUGUUCUGUGUUCUUCAGAUGAAAUCCCACUCAGUCGUCCCAAAAAAAGGAAACCCAAAGGGAAGACUCCAUUAGAUGGCAUCGUCCAAGCAGCAGUUCGUCGACAGUCUGAAAGCAGUGAGCCCCUAACUCCUGAACCUCAUGAUGUCCCUCCUCAGCGGAAACGCAAGAAGAAGAAAGUACCCACUGAUUCUGAGACUUCUUUUACCGAGCAAAAUGUUGCAUCCCUAUUUCAGAAUGGAAGUGGCAUGGAUGUCCCUGAAGCUGAAGAAACAGUGAUCCGCAAACAGAGAAAAAGAGCAAAGAAGCCUCGGCCAGCUGAAACACACAGUUCCAACGACCUGGAAGUGGAGGAGGAAGACAUCAUUGAAGAUGAGCACAGAAAGAGCCCAGAUCAGCAGCCUGUGUUUGCUGCUCCCACUGGAAUUAGCCAGCCUGUUAGCAAAGUAUUUGUUGAAAAAAAUCGUCGUUUUCAGGCAGCUGACCGUGCAGAAUUGAUUAAAACCACUGAAAAUAUCAAUGUACUUAUGGAUGUGAAGGCUUCAUGGACUACCAGAGAUGUCGCCCUCUCAGUGCACCGAAGUUUCAGAUUGAUGGGACUUUUUACCCAUGGCUUCCUUGCUGGGUAUGCUGUAUGGAACAUCAUUGUUAUCUACAUUUUGGCAGGAAGUCAACUUUCCACAAUUUCUAACCUGCUCGAGCAGUAUAAGACACUAGCAUACCCAGCUCAAAGUUUGUUCUAUUUGUUGCUGUCUAUCAGUACAGUCUCAGCCUUUGACAGGAUUGAUUUGGCAAAAGCAUCAGUUGCACUGAGGGGCUUUCUUACCCUAGACCCAGCAGCAGUAGCCUCUUUCUUGUACUUUGCUGCUCUUAUUUUAUCCUUAAGCCAGCAGAUGACAUGUGACAGAAUUAACCUCUACACACCACCUUCGGAAAACGGCAGCAUCUGGGUGGCAGGUACAGAGGAAGAAAUUGUUCAUCCAUGGGUUGUGGUGAAUCUUGUAGUGUCUAUUCUAGUUGGGACAAGUUGGAUCUUCUUGUCUUACCGACCAGAGCUAGACCACAGUGAAGAACUGAUGUUUCAUGCUGAAAUUGAGGAAUUUCCCCAGGGAGAGACCUUACCCAGAGUCCAGCCAUAGUGUGGAACAAGCAUCUGCAAAUACUGUAGCUGUGACUGAUGGCUCAACGUUGUGUAUUAUAGCCAUGUAUUAUAACUUUCAUAAAGAAAAAAAUGUAUUUUUAUAAUGUAUAUAUUUUAUUUUAAUCUUUUUAUGUAUGCUACAAUUUCCAAAUGUGAUUGAAAACUUCUAUACAUUUGCUUUUUAUUUUACAAAGUAGAUUAGUGAAUAAAGUCAAGUUGGUUUUAUAACUAUUGCUACCUGUAUAGCCAAAGGAACUAGACAGAUGCAGAAGAUCAGGUAUUUGGUACUUUUCUGACUGCAGUCUCACAACAGUCUGCUUUUGUUACUAAUGCCAAUAGCAGUUGGCUUACUUGAUUUGGUUAAAUAUUCUCUGGAGAUUAAAAAAAAACUUAGGAAGAAAGUAGUCUAAGGAAGAUUAUAACAACACAGAGUUAGGAAACAUAAAACCCAAAAAAGUUAGUAAGCUUAAAAUAAUCUGGAUUUAGUUGUUUUAAAAAGUGUUUGCUAGAAUAAGGGAUUGGAGUCUCAGGGAUUUUUAGUAAUUCCUUAAAAGAGGACACUUUAUUUUUCUUCAUCUUCAUUUAGUUGUCUUGACAAAGGUAUUGAUAACAAGUUAUUUCAAGUUGAUGUAGAUACAGGAAAGAGAAGUUUUAAUGUUGCAACAGUUUGGUCAUUUAAUGAAUACCUAAAUACAUCUUUUGGUCAAGCAGGGUGUUUUUGGGUUGCCAACAGGAUAUAUAUACGUCCUGUAAUAUCUUGACAGUCAGGAUGCUUAACUAUUACAAAGCCAUGCACAGAACUAGUGUUCUGAUUUCUCCUUACCCUGUAUGGCAAGAGCUACAGUGUUAUUCACUGCUCUUUCUAAAGAAACUUGAAUUUCACAGAUAUUAAAAAUGUUCCUACUUCUAUCUGUUUUGAGGGAGAUUGAUAUCCCCCCAAAGGAUGUUUGUUGUUUUGUGUUAGGAUGGAAUGGGAAACUUCUUCCUAAAACUUAAAAGAAACUUAGAACACUUACUAAAGCAAAACAAAAACUCUGCAGCAACCCACCUUCUGUGUAGUGAUGUAGUAAUAAUAGUGGCAGUUGGAUGAUAGUGAACAUUAUUCUUCUUUUACAUUAACAUGGCAAAAUGAAAGCACGGCAGGUGUGAAUAAAUACAGACGUAUUGCAGGAUGAAACAGUCUCCUUAUUAGACAUCGGCAAGAGCUAGUUUGAAAUCCAUUUAUCAAGGAAGUAUCACUUAAAAGCCUCAAGCCUAUUUGUAUAUUUUAAUACUUACUGACUUUGCAUUGUUUUAUGUGUGUGUCUUAAGUGCGGUUGUAAAGGGUGUGCAGUUGUCAAAGUUCCCUGGAGAGUAGUGAAGAGCAGCCAGAUAAAAAGACUUGAAGGGGUUUGAUGAAGAGCCAGUAACUUUCUAUGCUGUUACCUGAGUUGCUUUAAAACAAGGAUGGGAAAAUGAACAAUUAGUGCUGCUGCUGCUCUGUUGAGGACUUGAGUUCUGUCGUGCUCAUCUGGCAGAGUUAAGUAAUUCAGAAAUUCAGUGUUUAUGACAUUUUUUUGAGUGCUGUGGUAAUCUUGAGGAAAAGACAUCCAACCUCCAAUCAAAAAAAAAAAAAUUCUACCAGAAUUAAAAGAUGUUCCACAGCUGCUGGCUGCAUUCUGGGGCAUUCACUUCGUUGUGGGAAGCCAUUAAUCUUUUCUGUAAAUUGUAAUGGUUCUUAUGUAUGUACUUUUGUAAAACUAGAGCUAAAUUUUGGCUGGCACUGCGUUGUACAUUAACGUGGAGAGACUCAGGGUGCUGCUCCCCUUCAGUGUUGCACUGGAGGUUGUCACGAUUUGGCUGUAGGAGAUGGGGGAUGAAGCACUACUUAAGUGUUCCCAUGUAGAUUGCCAUCACAUUUUCUCCAGAUGUGUGUUUGGUUUACAGAAUUGUUGAGUGGAAGAUGAAAUUAAUAAUGGCUUCUUUUUGCUGCUUGACAUUUCUGCCAUUUUGGCAUGGCAAGAAACAAAAUUUUGCCCAUAAAGUACUGAGCUCAGGCAAAACUGUUCUAAGGCAUCACGUCAGUCAGUACAGGAAAAACCUGAAUAACAUCAUUGCUUUAUUUCUGACAUUGCUAAGAAUUGGCAUUCCAAGUAUCCCUUGGACAAAGUGCUGCUAGCCAAGAGCCAGAUUUGUUUUCAUUGUGAAAUACAGUAGUUUGUUUGGAUGGUUGAGCAGGGAUUAAGUUAAUGAACUUAAUGGGAUCUAUAUUUCAAAGCAGGCUUACCUUUCCACUGUAUCUUUUUGGGAGAGUCCAAGUAUAUGCAUAUUUAAAUUAAUGAGGUUUGAGGUUGCCAUUUAAAGUCACACUUGAUAAACAAUUUGAUGGCUAGUUAUCAGUUUCACAAAGUACUUUUAAUGCCAUUAAACCUCACAAUAUGAGUUUAACUGAACUUUUUUGUUUUGUUACUUGGAAAGUUUUAGAAUGAGUUUACAAAAUAGAUGUUUAAUUACAAAACAUGCAAUAUCUGUAGAAGCCUUAACUGAAAUGCCUUUGUGUGUUUCCAUACCAUUGGUUUUAAUGCACUAUUUUUGUGUUAAUGAAAAAAUGGCAAAGAUGUUCGUGCCAAUUUCUUGUUUAUGUAUGAAACAAACAACUGCUCUAGUUAGAAACAAUUGUACUAUGUUGUCCUGUUUCCAAAUGAUUAGUCUGUUUAAAAUAAAUGUCUCUCUUUUUUUUCCCCA